AUGAUUUCUCAAGAGAAGACAGAAGAGCAUCCUUUUGCAGAUAUAUUUAGUGAAGAUGAAACUGAAAAAAAUUUUUUGUUGUCCAAACCUGUUUGCUUUGUUGUAUUUGGGAAACCAGGAGUUGGGAAGACAACAUUAGCCCAUCAUAUAACACAGGCAUGGAAAUGUAUUCGUGUUGAAGCUUUAUCAGUUUUGGAAGAACAAAUUGCUGCUGCAACUGAAACGGGAGUUAUGGUGCAAUCUUUGCUGCUCAGUGGUCAAAGCGUUCCGGAUGAACUUAUCACAAAACUAAUGUUGGAGAAGCUCAACUCCCCAGAAGUCUCUCACUUUGGUUAUAUUAUCACUGAAAUACCAUCACUUUCACAGGACACCAUGACUACCUUGCAGCAAAUAGAAGUACUUAAAAAUUUAAAUUUGAAACCUGAUAUUAUAAUCAAUAUUAAGUGCCCUGACUAUGAUUUAUGCCAAAGAAUUUCUGGGCAAAGACAGCAUAGUAAUACGGGAUACAUAUACACCAGAGAUCAGUGGGAUCCUGAAGUCAUCGAGAGUCGUAGGAAAAGGAAGAAAGAAGCCCUAAAAGAAGGAAAAGUAGAAGAGGAAGGAGAAGAGGAAGAAGAACAAGAAGAAGAAGAGGCGUUCCUUGCUGAAAUGCAGAUGGUGGCUGAAAUUCUUCACCAUCUAGUUCAGAGGCCUGAGGACUAUUUGGAAAAUGUUGAAAAUGUUGUUAAACUCUAUAAGGAAACGAUUCUUCAUUUUUUAGAAGAAAUGAUGGCUGAACACGACCCCCAGUAUCUCAUUGAGCUAGAUGGAAAUAAGCCACCAGAUGAGCUCUUCACGAUAGUUGUAGAUCGACUUAAAUAUCUGAACCUAAAAAAAGCAGCUGUUUUAACCAAACUUCAGGGUGCAGAAGAAGAAAUUAAUGACUCAUUGGAAACUGAGGAGCUGUUCCGUACUUUUGCAUCUUAUAAACUUAUUGCACCCAGAUAUAGAUGGCAGAGAAGCAAAUGGGGACGUCUAUGUCCCAUGAAUUUAAAAGAAGGCAACAUUUGCUCAGGAUCACCAGAUUUUGUUGUGAGUUUUCUAGGUAAAAUGUACUGUCUUUCAUCAGAAGAAACGUUAAAAACAUUUUUAUUGAACCCACGCCCCUGUCUUCUUCCACCUAUGCCGGCACCACCAUGUAAAGUAUUCAUAUUUGGACCGGAAUUUUCAGGGAAAACAACACUUAGCAAUUUGCUUGCAGAAUAUUACAAAGGAAAGGUAGUUGACUAUACUGAACUUGUUCAACCACGUUUUAAUAAAGCCCGGGAAACAUUAAUGAAAAAUACUAUAGCUGCGGCCACUGAAGCAGCUAUUAAAGUUGUGAGAGAAAAGCUUCUCACCGAACUACAAGCUAAAAAACAAGGUGAAACAUGGUUAAAAAUGUAUGUUUUAAGUUCAGUCUCAGUAGAAGACUCAAUGGAAGAGGUAACUGCAAAUCAUCCAGAGGUUCUUUCUAUGAUUGAGGAGACUAUAAAUAUAGCACAGGAUAUAAAUUUUGAACAGCCAUAUGAAAAACAUGCUGAAAUCUUACAGGAAGUCCUCAAAGAGGUAAUGGAAGAAAACAAGGACAGGUUUUCUGGUGCCCCAAAGCAUGGAGGAUGGAUUGUGGACAACUGCCCUAUUGUAAAAGAACUAUGGAUGGUCAUAGUCGAAAAAGGAAUUAUACCUGAUUUGAUAAUCUAUUUAUCAGAUACAGAAAACAAUGGAAAAUGUUUACUUAAUAGACUAUAUUUGGAGAAUAAAUCUGAAAUUGAUGCUAAGAUUUUAGAAAGAUUAUUAGAUGAACUACAAAAGAAAAAAAAAGAGGAAGAAGAAGCAAGAAAAGCCACAGAAGAGGCAUUGAGACUAGAAGAAGAAAAUCAAAGGCUACUGGAAGCUAUGAAUGUGAAAACAAAAGAAGCUGAAGAGCCUGAUGAGGCUGAAGAGGAGAGUGAAGGUGAGGAGUCUGAAGUUCACGAUGAGUCUGAGCCACCUGAGGUAUCCGAGGAGACCAGAGGGUCCUUGUUACCUGACGAAUCUGAAGUAUCUGAGGUCCCUGAAACAGAACGUGAUUCAGUUGUACUACCUGAGUUUCCAGAGGACUCUUAUCCUGAUGUUCCUGAAAUGGAGCCUUUUAAAGAGAAGGUUAAUUCUUUCAUCCUCAACUGGAAACAGCUGGAAGCAUUCAUUCAUGACUCUUUCAUUCAGAUUUUAAACUUAGAGAUUGCUGACAGGACUCCAAAGGAACUACUUCAAAAAGUAGUUGAGACUAUGGAAAAACCUUUCCAGUAUACUGCAUGGGAGUUAGGUGUGGAAGAUUAUGAUGAAGAAACAGAAGACUAUCAGGCCGAAGGAGAGCUUGAUGAGGAGCCAGAUGAAGAGGAAGAGGAAGAGGAAGAGUGGCAGGUUCCUCCAUUAAGAAUAUGCCUUGUCGGCCCUCAUGGCUGUGGCAAAACUACAUGUGGAAGACAGUUGGCAGAAAAGUUGGGCAUUUUUCACAUUCAGUUUGAAGAAGUUCUUCAAGAAAAAUUAAUGUUCAAAACUGAAAAGAAAGUUGGACCUGAAUUUGAGGAAGAUUUGGAGGAAGAACUAGCUGUGAAACAAGAACUUGAAGAGCUUGCAAUUCAGGCCAAUGUUAAAAUUGAGGAAGAAAACACAAAAAAGCUGCCUCCAGAAGUACAACUUACAGAAGAAGAAGAAGUAAUCAAAGCAAGUCUAAUGGAAAAUGAGCCAUUGCCUCCUGAAAUUCUCGACGUAAUUCUUUCUGAGUGGUGGCUUCAGGAACCAAUGCGGUCCACAGGUUUUAUACUAGAUGGUUUCCCACGGCAUCCCGAAGAGGCCCUGUUUCUAGGGGAGCGCGGAUUUUUCCCAGAUGCUGCUGUUUUUAUACAAGUUGAUGAUCAAGAUAUUUUUGAUCGCCUCCUUCCUUCCCGAGUUGCAAAGUGGAAACUGAAACAAAAGAAGAAAUUAGAAAGGAAAAAACUCAUCAAAGACAUGAAGACAAAAAUCAGGGAAGAUAUGAUUGCUAAAAGAAGGGCUGAACUUAUGUCAGAGAGAGAGAAAAAAAGGAAAGGGGAGAGUUCUAGUAAAGAAGAUGAAGACAUUAGUGAAGAGGAGCCUGAAGAUGAUGAAGAUGAUAUUGACAACAUCCUUGAGGAGGAGUUUCCAAAAGAUGAGGAAGAGAUGACCGAGGAAGAUGAACAGGAAAGUGAAGCGAUUGAACGCCUGAGAGGUGAACUGGGAGAGAAAUUUGAAGCAGAUUUGCAUAAUUUACAAAUUAUACAGGAUGAUUUUGAGAAGUUUUUGAUACCAAUAAUUCUUAUUAAUGGAGCUCGGAAAAUCCACAUUGUACAAUAUAUGUUGAAUCUGAGAAUGAAACCACUGGUGGAAAAUCGUGCAAGCAUUUUUGAGAAAUGUUAUCCAAUAUCGACACACAUUGCACAGAAAAUGCUCAACUUUACCUAUAAGUAUACAAGCUCAUUUGGCUAUUGGGACCCUGUAAAGCUAAGUGAAGGAGAGACAAUCAAGCCAGUUGAAAAUGCAGAGAAUCCAGUUUAUCCCGUGAUUCAUCGUCAGUACAUUUAUUUUUUAUCUAGUAAGGAAACUAAAGAGAAAUUUAUGAAGAACCCAAUCAAAUAUAUCCGCCAACCCAAACCUAAGCCUACUGUGCCUAUUAAGAUUAUAAUUGUGGGGCCUCCAAAAUCUGGGAAAACUACAGUUGCCAAAAAAAUUGCAAGUGAAUAUGGCUUAAAGCGUUUAUCAAUAGGAGAUACUUUGCGUUAUAUAUUAAACCACCACCCAGAAACAGAGCUGGCACUGAUGUUAAAUUGGCAUCUUCAUAAGGGAAUGACAGCACCCGAUGAACUGGCUAUUCAAGCCCUAGAACUUUCUCUGAUGGACAGUGUAUGCAAUACUGCAGGUGUUGUCAUUGAUGGAUAUCCUGUAACUACACAUCAAGUCAAUCUCUUGGAAGCCAGGUCAGUCAUUCCCAUGGUCGUCUUUGAGUUGGAUGUGCCUUCCAAGGAGAUUUUCAAAAGAUUGCUCCUGGAAAAAAAAAGUCAACAAAGUUUGCCUUAUCCAUUGCACAAUAGUACACAAAUUAUAGCUGUCAAGAAUGCAAAGUACCGCAAAAAUAUUGGUGAGAUUAGGCAAUAUUAUCAAGAACAACAUCAGAACUGGUAUGUGAUUGAUGGAUUUCACAACAAAUGGUGGGUAUGGAAUGAAAUCAUUAAGAAAGUUCAAAUGGUGAAUAAAUACAUGCAGACAUACCUGGAAAGAAUAAAAGAAGGAAAAGCGGCCUGCAUUGACAAGUUAUGUAUCACACCACAAGAGCUGAUUUCUCGCCUGGGAGAAUUUGGACAGUUCUGCCCCGUCAGCCUGGCAGAAACAUGUGAAUUAUUGGAUUGCUCUGUAACAGACUCCUUGGAAUUUGCAGCAGAGUUCAGGGGGCACUAUUAUAAAAUGAAUUCUCAGGAAAAACUGAAUAAAUUCUUGGAGAACCCAGAAUUAUACGUGCCUCCCUUAGCACCCCAUCCACUCCCGUCUGCUGACAUGCUCCCCAAAAGGCUGACGCUGUCAGAGCUGAAGAGUCGGUUCCCCAAGUGUGCCGAGCUCCAGGGCUACUGCCCGGUGACCUACCAAGAUGGAAAACAAAGAUAUGAAGCCCUAGUACCUGGUAACAUUAACUAUGCUGCAGAAUAUCGUGAUCGUAUAUAUAUUUGUGAGAAUAAAGAAAAACUCCAGAAAUUCUUGAGGUCACCAAUGAAAUACUGGGAUCAGAAGCUUCCACACAAACUGCCCCCAUUAAGGGAACCGAUAAUUCUCACUAGUCUUCCUUUGCCUGGAUAUCUGGAACAGGGUAUCGCAACUUCUCUAAUUAAAGCAAUGAAUGCAGCAGGAUGCUUAAAGCCCAAAUUCCCCUUCUUGAGUAUAAGGAGGUCUGCACUAGUAUACAUAGCAUUUCAUCUAAAAGCAUUUAAUCCCAAAGGUUCUGAAUAUACAAGAAAAAAGUAUAAAAAGAAGAUGGAACAGUUUGUGGAGAGAUGUGAACUCAUAACAUACUUAGGUGCCAAGAUGACCAGAAAAUACAAGGAACCUCAGUUUAGAGCCAUUGAUUUUGAUCAUAAAUUACAGACCUUCCUCUCUCUCCAAAAUAUAGACCCAAUUAGUGGAUAGUUUGCUUAGGUAACUGCAACCUGAAUCUCAAGUUGUCACAAAGUGACAGCGGGAAGUCAAGAGCAGUGGACUGAAAAUCUGGGCCUCUCUGAAGUACUUUUCCCUCCUGAGAAAUGUACACAGUUGCCAGACUUCAAAUGGACUCAAAGUUCUGCCAGCCAGGAAGCAACACUCUUCUGUAAGCAUAAGUUUUAGUACAGUUUUAAGGUUUAUUGCUCUUUGCCUGAACUUUGAUGCUUUAACAAAAUAGACAUUCCAUUUAUAAUUCCAUUUAGAAUACUAAAGUAACUUAUUUUAAUAGAUUUAUUGUUUACUUUUUAACAUUUUCAGUAGAAAUGUUAGUCUCUGUUAAAGAAAAUUAUUCAUUAAAGGUUAGAAAGCUUCAAGAAACAAAGUUAACAUUGAUAUAAAAACAGAAAUAUUGGUUAUAUGUUUUACAUAAGAAGUUGUUUAUGAACUUUGUGAACAUAAGAUGCUAUUAUUUUCCCAAAAUAAAUGGAUUUU
This is a messenger RNA of Propithecus coquereli (Coquerel's sifaka), 5697 nucleotides long. RefSeq names its product adenylate kinase 9 (gene AK9). Lineage: Eukaryota; Metazoa; Chordata; Mammalia; Primates; Indriidae. The record is from RefSeq and is a predicted model, not a curated record. Gene Ontology annotation, cellular component: mitochondrion; cytoplasm. The transcript is spliced from 35 exons. Bases 1 to 5193 code for a protein of 1730 amino acids. Gene Ontology annotation, molecular function: AMP kinase activity; ATP binding; ATP hydrolysis activity. Gene Ontology annotation, biological process: nucleobase-containing compound metabolic process.